AUGAUCCUGUUCCAAGACCAUCGCGCCCGAGAUAUCUGCCUCGUCACCACGCCCAUCGAGACAAGGCCCUUUCUCCUUCUUCAAGAAUUCUAUACAACCCUGGGCUUCCACGUCCUCCGGAUGUUCAGGAGGGUUCGAGCCAAGUCCGUAGACAGCCAAUCCCUCCUGACUCUUGUGGCUCGCGCUGUCGAAUAG
Anthostomella pinea is the source of this 195-nucleotide messenger RNA. The record is from the annotation of a GenBank genome assembly. Lineage: Eukaryota; Fungi; Ascomycota; Sordariomycetes; Xylariales; Xylariaceae.